UAUUAUAUACUGUUUUAGUUUUGUACAUCAUUAUAUUCGCGUGUUUUCAAACAUUCAUGCUCACGUGUUGUUGUGUUGGCUCGUGUAUGAAGGACUGCGCGCGCGUGUUGCCCUGUCAUUGACUUGAGUGCGGACUCUGCUCCGGAUCCUCAGACUCUGGUUGACUCUGCUGUACUGCCUGAAGUCCGCUGAGAUGGUCGAACGCGCGUGCCCGUCUCGGCCUUCGUGACGUCACGCCGCACGUUUUCCGUCUGCUGUCCGUCAUAAUCGCGAGUUCUCGGUGUUUUCUGCUCUCUGACAGCUCGAUAUGGACCUGAAUUUUUACUCUGAUCUGUCUGACGGAACCGGGCAGCCCGGUGAACCGGAGUUUCUGGAUCCUCAAGCGUUUAACGGAUUUGACGCCGUUCAGAAGUUCCCGGGAGCCAAUGACAGCUACCUGUCAAUCAGCGGAGAGGGUCAUCACUUCCUGUCUUCCUCAGAGACGUUUCACACUCCGAGUCUGGGCGAUGAGGAGUUCGAGAUCCCGCCAAUCUCCCUGGACCCGGACUCUGCCCUGAGUGUCUCGGAUGUGGUUUCUCAUUUUGGGGAUCUGGCGGACGGCGGCUCAUCUUCUGGGGUGUCUGCAGAUGCUGUGGUCGGAGGAAACGACCCAUCCUUCGCCUCCACCUUCAUCAGCGCUCCGUCACAAACCCUGCAGCACCUCAGCCUGAUGGGCCAGCAGACUGGCGGCCCUCUGCUCACCUCCACACUGGACCUCGGCCACCCGAUUGGUUCUCAGUUCAGCAGCUCCUCUCCAAUGACCAUCGACGUCCCACUUAGCGACAUGAACCACAGCCUCCUUGGACACAAUCAGCUAACCACCAUCGACCAAUCAGAGCUCAGCGCACAGCUCGGCCUCAAUCUGGGGGGUGGAGCCAUCCUGCCCCAUCCACAGUCACCCGACCAAUCAAUAUCAGCCACCGGCUCGCCGUCUGAUUCCCUACAGGACGACGACAUGGAUGACUUCAGACGGAGUGUGCUGGUAGACUCUCCAGUCUCUCUCUCAGUGUCGUCUGCAGUUCUCUCUCUCUCUCCAUCUCUGCCGGAUCAGCCAGUUUUCCCAGCAUGCUCUGCUGCUCCUGUCCGCAAACCUGCAGGGGGGAAAAAGGGCCGGAAGAAGAAGGACCCGAACGAGCCGCAGAAGCCUGUCUCCGCGUACGCGCUCUUCUUCCGGGACACACAGGCCGCCAUCAAAGGCCAGAACCCCAACGCCAGCUUCGGGGAGGUGUCCAAGAUCGUGGCCUCCAUGUGGGACAGUCUGGGAGAGGAGCAGAAGCAGGUGUAUAAGAGGAAGGCAGAAGCAGCCAAGACGGAGUAUCUGAAGGCCAUGGCUGCGUAUAAAGCUGAGCAACUCUCACAGCCGACUAUUGAAGUGUUGGAUGCUCCUCCGUCUCCUCCACCAGCUCCUCCACCAGCUGCUCCUCCUCCAACCCCGCAGCAUCGCUCCUCCCGCAUCCCGGUGCACGCUCCCAACAAUAACACCAUCACCAACAUCUGCACCUCCAACAUCAUCCUGGACGUCCCGCAGGUGACGACUCGCUCACGCACUGGCGCCCACAAACCCCCGGCUCCGCCUCCAGCCCCACCCCCGCCCACCGUCACCAAGAUCAUCAUCUCCAAGCAGCACCUGCAGGCUCAGCGGGCGCCCCCGCCCCUCCAGCAGAUGCAGGCCACGCCCCCUCCACCCCGCCUCCAGCAGAUGCAGGCUCCGCCCCCUCUGCAGGCCAAACCACGACAGACGCUCGCUAGCGCUCCUCCGCCCUUGCAGAUCAAGAUCCUUCCAGCAGCUGUGCAGAGCGAGCGCAGACUACCCAUAAUCCUCAGCGCUGAAGAGGAGCGCUUGCCUGCGGAGGAUGCACAGGCCGUGAUGGACACACCGUCUCCGUCUGCAGCGGAUGACCUGGCUGAAGACGCGAUGGAGGUGGAGCUGAAUGUUUCUCCGGCUCCAGAAUCUUCUCGCUCAGUCGCUCCCGGUGUGUGUGUGCGCGCCGGCUGCACAAACCCACCAGUGGAGAGCAAAGACUGGGACCGAGAGUACUGCAGCAACGAGUGUGUGGCCACGCACUGCAGAGACGUGUUCAUGGCCUGGUGUGCCAUCAGAGGACAGAACUCCACCACCGUCACAUAAACAUACACACACACACGAGGACAGAUGGACAAACCAAACGCCUGUGUGUGAAAAAACAACAACAGCAGCAGCAACAGCGCCACCAUCAGGGAGAAGAGCAUCAGUCCUCACACAGACACUGAGGAGACCGACCGAGAGAGAUGUGUGUGGAUCAGGGAGUGUGUGUGUGUGAAUCAGUGUGUGUGUGGGGGGUGGAUCAGGGAGUGUUUAAAAAGAGAGGGUGUGUGUGGAUCAGGGAGUGUUUAUAGUGUGUGUGUGUUUGAGUGAGUAGAACAGGGAGUGUUUAAAGAGAGUGUGUGUGUGUGUGUGUCUGUGUGCAGAUCAGGGAGGGUGUAAAGAGAGAGAGA
This is a messenger RNA of Danio aesculapii, 2514 nucleotides long. RefSeq names its product TOX high mobility group box family member 4 b (gene tox4b). The coding region runs from base 308 to 2167 and encodes 619 amino acids. Gene Ontology annotation, cellular component: nucleus. The transcript has 11 exons. The record is from RefSeq and is a predicted model, not a curated record. Gene Ontology annotation, biological process: regulation of transcription by RNA polymerase II. Gene Ontology annotation, molecular function: chromatin DNA binding. Lineage: Eukaryota; Metazoa; Chordata; Actinopteri; Cypriniformes; Danionidae.